AUGGACASAAGCGAGCAGACGCCUGAUGAGCCUCUCCUCAGAAGCAAAAGGAGGCAAGAUCUUCCAGAGAUGCUCAGAGAAGUGGGACUGGAAGUUGAGUACUGGUUGAUCAAGCUGAAGGGUCCUGGUGUGACCUGUGCCCAGUCAUUACAAUCAUUAAAAGAAAAAGACCUCCAGAAGCUGAAAUAUGAGGUAAAAUAUCCAUGGGAGAAAAGGGCCUUGAAUAAACUGCUUGACCUGUCCCACUCAAAUAGUCUUGCAGAGUUACAGGAGUCACCAGUGGAGAGGAAAAAGGAGAAGCAGGCAGAACAAGCAGUGAAAGAGCUGAGGAACUUGCUGUCAGAAAGGAGACAGAGACAGGAAGAGGCAGUGAAGAGAAAGGAAGCAGAGCUGAGGCAAGCCAUGGAGAUCCCUGAAGAGAACAGGYUGAAGCCUCCAAAGCCCCUAAGGGAAUUCAUGGAAAUUAUGAAGAAAGAACUCAGUCCCAUGGAGCAGACGCCAUCCCACAGGCCAAACCUCCCAGAUACAGAUCUGGUAAGAUGGGCAUCURGAGGGCUGGCCCUGCAGGGAAUAUACAAAACCUGCCACCACAUGGACCUGAUACAGAGGAGAGAGGAGCUGCUCAGUGUCCCCAAGGAGUUCUCACUCYUUGGCCCUCAGCAGGGCACAUUGAUGAAAUCUGAAGAAUUUACAUCUUCUCAAGCAGAAGUCAUGUUCACCCAGUCUAUGGAGAAUUUAGGCUUCAGUUUAACUACUUCAGCCAAGGGUGGAGGUUGGGGAUUUAGUUUAGAAACUGAACUGGAUAAAAGCAAACAUUCAGAAUCCAAGCAAACCCACCUAACAAAUUCUGAGUGCUCUUAUUUCUGCUCAACCAAGUUCAGAUACACUCCCAUGGCAUCCUGCAAUUUCCCCAUUGAUCAACUCCAGUUGUCCAAUGCUGCUCUUCAGGAAUUGAAAUGCCUUGAAGACCUUCAGGAUCAGAUUACAGACCCUCAGGAAUCCCAGGUGCUGAAACACUGGAGUGAAAGAUUCUUCCACAGGUUUGGCUCUCAUGCUAACCAAGGCCCUCUGCACCUGGGAGGAAUCUACUGGUGGAAGGCUGUCUCAAAGGGGUUCCAAAAUUAUCACCUAGUUGAUAUAAAGCAGCAGGCAAUAGAGGCCCUGGAUUUUUACAUAAGUGGUGGCUACCAUGGUUUUGGAAUGAAUGUUGCUGCAGGUAUGAAUGUGUCAGACUCACAUUCAAAAGCAGCUGUUCAGAACAAGACUUUUCAAAACCUCCAAACCAAAUUCCAAUUAUCUGUAUCCAAGACAGGUGGACCACCAGAAGCAGAUGACCUUGCUCAAUGGAAAGCUGGCCUURUUGCCAGCAAUCAAACCUGGUGUGUCAUUGAUCGGGGAAUUCAACUGGUGCCUAUUUGGGACAUCAUCCUCUCCAGAUACAGAAGUAAUUUUAAGGAUCCCCUUAAGGUGGCUAAUUGCCUGAGAGACAAUUACACUUCUCUGACUGGUUUCUCCACACAGAUCCAAGAGGGAGAGGAGUUACUGAACAUUAGGCAAGAGGUUAGAGUUUUCCUAGAUGGUGUGAAGUCCUGGGUGGUGUCUGAUCCAGAAAAACAAUUUCAAAAAAUGAUAGAUUUCAUGCAAAUAUUGAGUCAAAAAACAAAAGGUGAUGACACUUGGAUUAAUCUAUGCCUCACAGAUAAAGAUCUGCAGAUCUUUUUAGUCAAUACUGUCAACUUUUGCAAAAUGUCUUUAAAUUAUAAAACAAAAUGUAUUAAAAUGCUCUUGGGUAUUCUUCUUGAUCCUCACAUCUACAAAGUGGAAAAUUUUCCUCAGACUCACUCCAUUAUGCACUGGAUCAACCAGCCAGAGUCAGAAGAAGAACUUGUCAAAUGCUUCCAAUUUUCUGAAUUUAUUAAUAUUAUAAAGGAUACCCAAAAUGAAGUCUUGGAAGUAAAGGUAAAAUCUGAGUCUCCAGAAUCAGUUGAAAAAGCUCAAAGAAAGGCCACAUAUAAGGUCAGCUUGGCUCUCAACAGCUUCCUAAAUCACCUCCAAGCAUCAGAGCAGACAGACACAYAGCUCUUGCUACUUUCCAUUGCAGCUGGUGCAGGAUAUCAGGUGGUAAGUAAUAAUUUUCGACAUCUUCUGAGCCAUGAUGAGUUAAACUUCCUUCUGGAUAAAAUGCAAACUGCCUACAAUAAAUACCAGCAGCUGAAAACCACUUCCAGCUCCAGGGCACAUGCAUUUCUGGUGUUCACAAGUCUGACAGCCACAGCUGGUGUCACAGUUAUUUCACCAGAAGAGAAGACAAAACGCAUGGAAUUUAUAACAAAACAUAUGGAACAAUUCUUUUCUGAAGAAGUUGUGCAUGUCCUCACUAAAUGUGGGGCAGCUCAUGAUUGGGAAAACUUAGAAAGAGACUUAAGUCUACUCAUUGAUGGAGAUUAUGAAGCUACCAUCUCUUCUGUGAAAAUGGAUGAGGUCAAAAGAGAGCUACAAAGUCUUCUUGAUGAAAAGAAACAGCCCUUCGAACCAGAAACUAAUACAAAUAACACACAUGAAAUAAUAGAAAAUGGAGCUUUCCUGGACUUACUCCAGCGUCUUGGCCUAGAACAUUACUACCCAAAAAGGAUGARUAGAGCUGACUUYCAUCUGAUCUACAAGCCUUCYGUGUGCAACACUCAGCCCAAAUCUGAACAGGAACUUCCCUUUUAUUUCCUUCAGAAGCCACUGAUGCUGGAUUAUAGAUUGAGAUACCAGGUUUUCAAAGAGGAUGGAAACAUAGAACAUCAGGUCUCUCCAAGUAUUUCYAAUCAGGAAAAUGGAGCUAGUAAUCCAUAUGAAGACUUUUUUGAAGAUGAUGAUAGUCUCACUAAUACUUUGAUCAUUGAGUCCAAGCCCCACAUUCACCCCAUGGAUAUUCAGAUGGCCAUUUUUCACUGUGCAGAUGAUUUUGCCAGACAAUAUAUUUUAACCAAACUUUCCAUUUGUCAAUUUGCCCUGCCCCUCCUGGUGCCAAAUCCCUGCACUUCUCAAAUUGAAUUCUCUGUCUGGUCUCUCAGACAAAUUAGGCGAAGUUGGCAACAAGCAAGGGAAUCACCACAAGGGAAAAAUAGUCACCAAAGUCAGCAGAUGUGUCGUGUCUCCACUCCCUUUGUGUCCUUCAUUAGAGUUGGCAGUGGCCUCUCUGCUUCCAAAUCUCAGAUCAUGAACUGUCUUCUCAGUGAACACAAACAUGAUGUGUUUUUCCACCGACACUGCAGAGAAAGCAGCAAGAACUGCCUCUUGAUGGGGGGUGUGGUGGAAAUCUGCUGGUUCUUCCCUGGUGGGGAAGAGGAAGACAGGUUUGACAAGUGUGUGACCUUCACCAAUCUUCAUGGAGAUGCAAAGGAAAAUAAAAGGCAGCUCACUUUUCUGCAGGAGGUCUCUUCUAUCAUUGCGGUCCUCAUGUCAGCUUCUGAUGACAAUGAAGAAAGCCGAGCAGUUGUUAAUGACUUGUGGCAGUCCUCAAAAUCAUUGAUCUGCUUGCUUGAUGACAAAGAAAAAUCCAAAUCCAAUUAUUCUGAUAGAAAGGUGAAAAUUGGUAUGAAGAGCAAAAAUGGUGCAGAAGUGACAGAGGAACUCACAACUGCCAUCAGACAUUUGCUAAAGUUCUCUGACACUGCUCUCAGCAUAGAGGACUGUUGUCAUAUUGCUUACCAGAAAGGAUUUUUUAUUGAUGAAGACCAGAGUGAUUUCAAGGAAGUCAAGAAAAAGGCACAAAUUAUAAGGGAUCUCCUAGGACAAACAGAGUUGACUCAAGUGAAGGAAAAUUUUCUUCCCCUUCAGGGACAACUGUGGCAACUUUGGUGUAGGAAGGACAAAGAACUUUAUCAUCUGAGAGAGAAGGGAAAUCGAAGCAUUGAACAACACAAGAGUGAGAUUGAGACAGAUAAACAAAGAAUAAGGCAACAACAAUUGGAAAAAGCUUUUCCUCUAAAAGAUGUAAUGAAAUUUGUGCUUCAAAUUCUCUACAAGUAUUCAGAAACUCACACUUUACUCUACUUCUUACAAUGGAUGAGUAUGUUUUUGGAUAUYCUGACUGCAGAGCAUUUGAAAAAUCUGAAUGAAAAAUUAAUUCAUUUGUUUUCAAACAUACAAACAGAAAAGCGAAUAUCCCAAUACAGCAACUCUUUGAAACUCUUACAACAUCAAAUAGAAUCCAUCUCUACCAAGAUUACUGAUUGUACCUUAGGAAUUGAGCAAUUUCUCAGAGAAAUUGGCCAGAUCUAUGAAGCUCUGGAAGAAACUUCUUCUACAAGAGAUAUACUUUUUCUCUUCCUUCCCCAAAUUGCUGCAGACCUGAUGAUAGCUGGUGUUCCCAUAGAGCUGAUUGAUGGGGAUACUUCCUAUGUGCCCCUAAAGUGGAUGGCAGCUGUUUUUGACAAGCUCUCUGAGAAACUGGGAGACAAACGGCUCUUUGUUCUCUCUGUCCUUGGCCUGCAGAGCUCUGGGAAGUCCACCCUACUGAAUGCUCUUUUUGGGCUGCAGUUCAAUGUAAGUGCAGGCAGGUGUACCAGGGGGGCCUACAUGCAGCUCCUAAAGGUGGAUGAGUCAUCAACAGAGGAACUUGGCUUUGACUUUGUGCUGGUUGUAGACACAGAAGGACUUYGGGCCCCAGAACUCAGCAACAAAUCCCAGAAUUGGGACAAUGAGUUAGCCACCUUUGUCAUUGGACUUGCAAACUUGACUCUGAUCAAUAUAUUUGGGGAGAAUCCAUCAGAAAUGCAAGACAUCCUACAGAUAGUAAUCCAAGCCUUUCUGAGGAUGAAACAAGUGAAAAUCUCCCCAACUUGCAUAUUUGUGCAUCAGAAUGUAGGAGAAGUGACAGCUAAAGACCAAACUAUGGAUGGACGAAGGCGGUUAGRGCAGAGGCUAGAUGAAAUGGCAGCACUGGYUGCUAAACAAGAAGAGUGCUCAGAUGUAACCUGCUUCAAUGAUGUCAUCAAGUUUGAUGUCAAUACUCACGUGUACUACUUUGCUCACCUCUGGGAKGGCAAUCCCCCCAUGGCCCCUCCCAAUCCUCGCUAUAGCCACAAUGUCCAAGAACUGAAAAGUAGAAUCCUUUUGACUGCCAAACAGGAAUCCAGAGGAAGUAUCAUGAGGAUAUCAGACAUAAAAUUCGGAGUUCAAGAUUUGUGGAGAGCCCUGGGAAGUGAGAACUUCAUUUUCAAUUUUAGGAACACCCGAGAGGUCAUGGCCAUGAGCAAACUAGAAACCAUGUAUAACCACUGGACCUGGGAACUCAGGAGUCAUAUGUUGGACUUGCAGAACCAGCUUCACAAUCAGAUUCAGAAUAGAAAAAUUCUGACACUUAUAGCAAGCAUGAUUAAGGAUCCAGUUGUAAAGAUAGAUGAAACCAUCAAGCAAGAAUUUGAAAAAUAUUUUAUUGAAGACACAGAGAGCUAUAUACUCAUCCAAUGGAAAGCCCAUUUUGAAAAUAGGCUGCUAUUMCUUAAAGAGUCACUUAUUUUGGACRCUAAAAGAAAAGCCAAUGAACUUAUUMGUCUCAAAGAAAGUCAAGAACAACUGGAACAGAAAAAGAAGGUAUAUCAAAAUGAAUUACUGGAUAGGAGCCAAAAAUUGGCUUUAAGUUUAAAUGGUGAAAAAUUGAGUGAUGAAGAUUUACGUGAGAAAUUCAACCAAAUUUGGGGAAAAUGGGUCUGUGAAGUGUCCUCAAAUGUCCCUCAAGCCAUAGAGCCUAACAUUGAUGUGGAUGCUGAAAACAUCCUUUUAGAUCAUUUCAAAAAGGAGAAAAACAUAGUAGAAAAAAUAAAGAGAAAUACUAGAGAGGAUUUUCAAAYAGAUUUUGUAAAACAUGUCAAGAUUUGUCCAGAAUAUUGCAGUUUCUCAAAGAAUUUAGAGGCCUGUGAUAAAGUGCCCAUUAAUAUGACUACUGAACGCAUUUUUUCAAGAUUUGAUGAAUCUAUUAACAGCAUUUGGAGUCACCAACGUGAUUAUCAUCAAAGUGACUUCCAUGAAAUCCUGAGAGUAGUAGAAAAUGAAGUGAAUUCUGCACUCACUAAGGACAGAUAUAUAUUUACCGGUGAAUACAAAAUUGAAUUAUGUUGGUGUUUAUUUUGUAGAGCAUCAAAACAUUUUAAGGAAAUUCACAGAGCAUUMAAAAUAGCAAAUGAUCCUGUAAGGUAUCUAGAAAACAAGAAAGAUGAUUUUUUCAUGAGUUUCAAGAUCUUCUGCCAAGGUGCAACCUCCAUCACGUCUUUUGUUGAUUUUCUCUGGCAGAAGCUCACUCCUGCUGUCUCUGACACCAUAUGGGGGAAUAUGUGCCUGAAAAUAACUGGGGACAUACAAGCUACCUGCCCUGCCUUCAAWGGAAACAGGGCUAACCUGGAGAAACACAUUCUCAUCUCUCUAGCAGAAGAAGAAAAUUUUGAUAGUUAUUGGCAAUACAUUCAUAAUCCAGAAUCAUUUUUUAGGACUUACAUUAGAAACAAAACCACAAAGUACUUUUCAGUCAACAGAGGUAAAAAUAUAAAGAUAUUUUUUAAAACAAGUUUGGAGGACAUCAAWUCUGCCAUCCUGUCUGCCAUUYAUGAAUCCACAGCAGUAGCUAAAGAUAAAAGCAGCACUGCAUCUGAGUGGCUGGAUUUGUUCUGUGACUACCUGGGGAACAAGCUGAUCUUCCCACGAAGAGACUUGAUAAGCAUUGAGCACCAGGAAAUAAAAGAUAUGGAGUUUCUCAAAGAAGCCAUGAGUGCAGCUUUGGAUCCUGCAAUGAAAAAAGUAGAAGAAAUUUUUUCAAGUAGGAAUAUAGAUAAAAUGGUUCCUGAAAUUGAGAAAACCCUCUCUGAACAUCUUUGUGGUUGCUGGAAACAGUGUCCCUUCUGUAAAGCAAUUUGUACAAACACAAUUCCUGAACAUGAUGGAGACCACAGUGUUCCAUUUCAUCGUCCUCGGGCUGUCAAUGGAGAGUAUCAAUAUAAAUCAGAGCACUUUGUCAUUGAUUGUUGUACUAGUUUAGUAGCAAGUGAUUCUUCGUUUAUUUUGAGAGAUGUUCAGGAAUUUUCAUAUAAGGAAUAUCGGCAGGCAGGAGGGAAUUUUGCCACAUGGAGCAUCACCCCAGAUUCAUCCACCCAACCAUACUGGAAAUGGUUUGUCUCUCAYUUCAGAUCAGAGCUAGAAGAAAAUUAUGAGAAAAAAUUUACUGACCUUGGUAAAAUCCCUGAUGAAUGGGCAAAAAUCACAAAGCAAGAUGUGCUCAAUGAUUUGAAUAAACAAUAA
This is a messenger RNA of Urocitellus parryii (Arctic ground squirrel), 7281 nucleotides long. Its product is annotated as interferon-induced very large GTPase 1-like. The record is from RefSeq and is a predicted model, not a curated record. Lineage: Eukaryota; Metazoa; Chordata; Mammalia; Rodentia; Sciuridae. Gene Ontology annotation, molecular function: GTP binding.